CAGACAUUUUCUGAUUUGCGUUAUUCAACGAGGUGUUCAUUCAAACUGCGAUCAUGUCAUUGGAUAGCCAGGGUGAUCUCGGCAAUCUUGACAAGAAAACGCAAAACGAACUAGUAGAUUUGUUGACUAGACAAGAGAAGCUACUAGCUAACCCAAAAUUCUUGCAUAGAUUACCUGAUAAAGGGGCUAAGAUAAAACAGUUUGCCAAGAAAUUGCAGAAGCUUAUUGAAGAUAGAGACAAAGUAGAGGACACUGUGAAACUUUUGGAAAAAAUGAGAAUUGAACCAGAAAUAAAACAAACUACAAUGCAGAGUGGAGAGUUAGACAGCGAUGAUGAUGAUGACAUUGAUACACAGGAGACAAUGCUAGUAGGUGAAGUGAAAGAAAGAGUAGGAAUGGAUAUGGAGGUUAAACCUAGCAAUGGAGUGAAACCAAACCAAAAGGAAUCUAGAUUCAAGAGAACAUCAUCUGACAAGAAAUUUGCAACAGACAAUGUUUUCCUGACAAUGGGAAAAGCUGAACCCAAAAAACAAACAUUCAAACCAUACAGGACUUUAAAAUCAGACAAAAUCCCAGACAGUUUUUUGAGGCCAGCCCCUCCCCCAGAUAAAAUCAGAGAGAGGUGUGCAGUGGAGGAGAUAUCAGUGGUGAAACCACCCAAAAUUGAACACUCUGGUGGAGCCAAGAUAUUAGAUCUUAAAGAAUCUGUUGCAUUGGAACAAAAACAACAGAAAAUAUACGAGGAAAUCCUUGCCAAACAUGCAGCCGAGAGACUUACUCAAAGAAUAAAUAUCACCAUGGAAACCCACACUCUUACUGAUUUAAAUUACCGUGAGGUAGGGGAUGAUGAUAGCGAGUCAGAAGAUGAGACUAAUGAUGUAGAUGACUGACAUGGUUAAAAUAAACAUCAUCUUGACUCAAUACUGAUGCGUACUUGGAGCAUA
Messenger RNA from Saccoglossus kowalevskii, 944 nucleotides. Its product is annotated as DNA-directed RNA polymerase II subunit GRINL1A-like. NCBI's taxonomy places the organism in Eukaryota, Metazoa, Hemichordata, Enteropneusta, Harrimaniidae. Gene Ontology annotation, biological process: transcription elongation by RNA polymerase II; intracellular signal transduction. Gene Ontology annotation, cellular component: intracellular anatomical structure; nucleus. The record is from RefSeq and is a predicted model, not a curated record. Gene Ontology annotation, molecular function: transcription elongation factor activity.